UAUAAAUAUCGUCUCCCUCCCGCUUUGUUUACAUUUUUACUCUUUUGUCUCCGAAGCUUUGCGCGAUUGAUCUGCGCUUCACCCCCUUGAAUCCCAGGAAGAGAUUCAAGUUGAUUUGGGAAGAGGGUCUGGGGUCUGUCAGCCGGAUCUACCUUUUAUUCCUUCAGGAAUGGUUUCCAAAACGGCUGUGGUCUUGCUGAUGGGUCUCUUGGGAAUGGUUUUUCAGGCAACACAACUCCCCCCUCCACAAACUACUAGGGCAGCAGAGCAUUCUCCUGUAACCUCAUUAAGAAUCAGGCUCAAAGAUGGAAGGUACUUGGCUUACAGAGAGAGAGGUAUCCCCAAAGAAAAAGCUAAAUACAAGAUCAUUCUUGUGCAUGGCCUCGGAAGCUCCAAAGAGAUGAACUUUCUGGCACCCCAAGAACUAAUAGAUGAAUUGGGCAUAUAUUUUCUACUAUUUGAUCGAGCGGGAUACGGAGAAAGUGAUCCGGACCCAAAGCGCACGGUAAAGGGUGAAGCGCUUGAUAUUCAAGAACUUGCUGAUCAAUUACAGCUAGGAUCCCAGUUUUAUGUGAUUGGAGUCUCAAUGGGAUCAUACUCCACAUGGAGUUGUCUCAAAUAUAUACCAGACAGGUUAGCAGGUGUGGCUUUUGUAGUCCCAACUGUGAAUUACUGGUGGCCUUCUCUACCUGAUAGUUUGAUUAGGGAGGACUAUAGGAGGAAACUUCUGCAGUGGUCAAUCUGGUUUGCAAAUUAUGCUCCUGGACUAGUCUACUGGUGGGCAACUCAAAAAUGGCUUCCUUCAACUUCUGGCCUGGAAAGAAACCCAUUAUUCUUCAAUGACCGAGAUAUAGAUAUUUUGAAGACUAUAUCAGGAUUCCCAAUGCUCACCAAGGAUAAGUUACGAGAACGAGGUGUUUUUGAUACUCUCCGCCGUGACUUUAUGCUAGCUUUUGGAAAAUGGGGCUUUGAUCCAAUGGAUCUUAGCAAUCCAUACCCUCAAAAUGAAAGCUCCGUGCACAUAUGGCAAGGUUAUGAGGAUAAGGUUGUGCCCUUUGAGCUUCAAAGAUUUGUUUCAGGAAAGCUACCUUGGAUUCGAUACCAUGAAGUUCCAGAUGGUGGGCAUUUGCUUGUGUAUUACUCUAGUGUAUGUGAGGCCAUUUUAAGGGCGCUUUUGCUUCGAGAGGAACCAGUUUCAUAUAGACCUAGAACAGCCAGAGAUUGGUAUUAAAGUUGUCUCCACUUUACAAAGAAUACUUAAAGGAGAAGAAGCUGCUACCAACCAGUAUGGUAUUGCAAGGAAUUGAAGACCACAAUGAUGCACUGGCACCAAUAUGGUACAAAAAGGCAAAAUGAUGGGCUCCAAAUUGGUUGUUAAAGCUCAUGUCCUACAAUUUUCCCACAACCAUAAUACCUAUCCAAUUUCAAAGCAAACAGAAGGAAUAUUAGCUCCGAUUAUUCUACUAAAAGAUUCUGAUAGUGUAUUCAUUUCUUAGAUUUGUCAGAGUUGCACAUAUUGACAUUAAAGAGAAUCAUGAAUUUGUCAAAAUUAUUAUUAAUAGAUAAUACAAAUUUUAUUGAUA
Messenger RNA from Corylus avellana, 1583 nucleotides. RefSeq lists its product as uncharacterized. The record is from RefSeq and is a predicted model, not a curated record. Lineage: Eukaryota; Viridiplantae; Streptophyta; Magnoliopsida; Fagales; Betulaceae.